AUGACCGACCCCCGCCGAGCGUCAGCUGCUGCUGCUGCGCCAUCCCCGAGCAUCCCGCCAGCGCCACCCUUGCCACCCAAGGCCCGACGUUCGUACUUUGAGCGCUUUGUCGCCCAGCCGUUGACGACGGCCUAUGCAGCGCGCCCGCCCAGCCUGCAAACAAGUCGUCCCGAUGGCGGGCCCCCGAAUCCGCUAGUGCCAAAGCUCCCCGGCAUCCGCACUGGCUCGUCGCAGGAUGCAAGCCAUAAAACAGGCCUCGAAAUCUCGGCCCUCGACAUCAACCGCGAGCGCACCCACGCCGUGCUUGCUGGCAGGGAGAUUCUCAAGACCGUACGUGUGCAAGACGCCAAGAUUGUCGACGAGACCAAUCUGCGAGCCGCUGCCCUCAGCUAUGCCGACUCACAUGCGAGGCAGCGUGAAGGCCUGGGCAUCCACGACGUCAAGUGGUCCCACGGCCAAUUCAGCUCGCACAUUGCGACUGCCGCAGCCAACGGCAAGGUCAUCCUGUACGACCUGAAUCGCGCCAGCGUAGAACUUACUAGGCUACAUGAGCACAGCCGUCAGGUACACAAGCUCGCAUUUAACCCCCACCAAGGCCACUUGCUCCUGUCUGCAAGCCAUGAUGCUACCGUUCGCCUGUGGGACCUGCGUGACAUGCGAAGAGAUGUCUCGACGUGUCGUAGCAGAGAUCAGUAUCCUGGCAUCAACGGGGGCAUACGCGAUGUCCUGUGGUCGCCCACUGACGCUGUAGAGUUCGCGUUUGGUACUGACAAUGGAACUAUACAGCGCUGGGAUUUCCGCAACAACAAGAGCCCCAAGCAGAAGAUUACUGCCCACGAGAGAACAUGCACCUCUAUCGACUGGCAUCCAGAUGGGAAGCAUCUCCUCAGCAGUGGCGUGGACCGGACAGUCAAGGUCUGGGACUUCUCCAUCGACGGUCGCCGUCAGAAAGCUGUCUGGGUUUUGACUACACCCUACCCCGUGCACAAAGCGAGAUGGAGACCGCCGUAUUGGUCGGAUGAGUCCUACGAAGAGGGUGUGUACCAAUGCACCCAGCUGGCUACCUCGUACGAUCGCGACCACUCCGUGAUCCAUAUAUGGGAUUUCAGGCGGCCAUAUCUACCUUUUCGGGAGAUCAACAAGUUCAAAACUGCACCCUCAGAUAUGCUCUGGCACUCACGCGACACACUCUGGACUGUUGGCAAAGAAGGCAUUUUCCAGCAAAAUGAUGUCCAUCAUGCCCCCAAGACCGUGGAUCGACGCAACCUACAGGCUCUCGCGGUAUCACCAAUUGGAGAAGUCGUUGGUGUUGCGCAGAGAAGACCGCGGCAACGGCGUUCUGCAGCUUCAGCGUAUCCAGAAGAUACGUAUACUGGUGAUCCGCAUGAUAAGCGCAGUAAUACAGAGAAGGGCAGCUUGCAAGGUUCUGCAGAUGACGGGUUGGAUGACAGCUUUCUUACUGCUUCCCUGAAGCAACGCCAUGGUCGUACUGCUAGCAACAGAUCGGUCAAGUCAUUCAGGAGCACUCUUCCGUCAGAUGCGGCUCCCAAAGUUAUGUUCCUGAGCGACUCUAUGACUACCCAAAGCGACUUUCUGAAGCCGAAUCAACUUGCUAUGCGAGGCCCGUUGCCGGGCGGUGUCAACAAUCAAGUUUUUGCCUAUUUGGCUCAAAAAUACAAGGCCAUACCUCUAACUGAUCCUCCAGACAUAGAUUCGUUUCUGUACAUAGAGCGAAUUUUCCAGCAAAACGCUGACUAUGCACGAAGAGCCGCAUUCCACCGGCUUGCACAAACAUGGCAGCUUGUGGGCUCCUCUGUUGCCAGUGCUACAAGGCGGCGUGCAGAGUUGCACCGAGAGCGCAGACGAUUGCGACACAAACCUGCGCCACUAAGCCUGUCAGACGCCAAACAUAAGGUGAUGUUUGGACACUUGGGUACACAAGAUAGGCAAUUGACGACUCCACCAAACCCCGCAGUGCGUGCCAUUCUUAGCACACUUGACAAACCACGGGCAACGUCACCAGCAGGCUUAUCACAAACGAAUAUUGAAAGCACCUCUAAUCUGACCACUCCCCUCGCAAGACCAGUCACAACCUACCAAUCAUCUUUAAAUGAUUCACACAGGCCUGCUCUGCCCGAUCUCGAUCAAGAAGAUAUUAUCCAACUUCCGCCAGCGGCCAAUGCACCGCAGCCCAACGCUCAAAACCGGUUGCUCAAGUCUGAGAUGGCGACUAGAACGCUCUCGCCCACACACCCGGCAUUCAGUGGACCUCACUGGUAUCCAUCUGCAGAUGAUCUCGAUGAACGUCGUGCUAUGGUUGGGAGCUGGCGAGCAUCCCCUCGAAUACCGCUGAAUCUCGGACCAACGAAUGCUCAGGGAGAGAGCUCCAGCUCACCACCGCCAUUGGAACGCCACCACUCAGGAGAGAGUUUUACCAUGUUUUCUGCCUCCUCGGAUUCCCAGCAUGGCAACUCUGUUCCAAGUUCGUUCGCAAGUGGCAAAUCGCAGAGUGCACAGUCCUCCUCCAAGAACUGGCAACGCAGCCCGGAAAAGUCAAGUUUCGGCAAGCCUAGAUUCGCGACAAGUGAUGAUCAGCAACAGGAUCUCGGCAUAAGCAUGCAGGUAUCGCCAAAUACGGUGCCUGUCAGCACUGGACAACCCAGUCGCGAAGCGUCUUCGGGCCUCGGCGUCCAACCAAAUUCUACCCGGAACGGCACGGACCAUCUGGUAGAGUUUAGUAGUGGAGAAAGAGCGGUUCAAGAAAUGGAGUUUCUGCGUCGGAAUAAUCAACUUCUUCGCCACGAUAGCUCCGAAUCAGAGGCAUUCUUCGGCAGUCGAGACGGGAUGUCGAAUUCCUCAAUUGAUUACAGCGCAGAUAUGGAGGCAAGCGGAACGAUUGUGCCCGAUGCUUCAGGAGAUAGUACGAUCCUUGUGGAUGACCCGACAGCAGAAGAUUCACUACUGCUUUCGGAUUUCCAGGCUAUGCACAUUGACGUUGAGGAAGAGUCAGCAUACACUGUAGUUGGGCUACUAAACAAUCUCAUGGCUUUCCACACAACCACGCAGUCAGACGCACAAUUCUCCUCACUCCUGCUCCUCCUUCUGGCACCACUGCUUCCACAAACUCAUGUUCCUUCUGCUGUUUCAGAUAUUGACUCGGGAGAAGUUCUCACCACAUUCGCGGACACCUUCACUUCGCUUGGCUUGACUCCCACGCAAGCGAAAGCCAUACUUUCUACGCAACUCAGUCAACUGAUAGCCACAGGCAUCAACCCAUAUCAAGCAGAGUCUAUUCUUCACACCUAUCAUGCUCAGCUGCACGGUCUCUGUCUUUUCAACUCUGCGGCGACGCUCCGUCGACUUGCGUAUCCCACCUAUCCCGCCGUCUACGAGCAAGCACUCAAAGAUACUCAGCUUGGACUUCUUUGUCUGAGUUGCAAUACUCCUAUUAACAAUCCCAAGGAUAAGAUGCGCUGUGAGUCAUGCAAACGCGCACAAGCUCCAUGUCCCAUUUGCUGGGCCAGAUACCCGGCCUUUGACCUCAUGACUACCAAGAAGAAAGAUAAGGCCCAAUUCCGGUCAAGCUUUAACGAUAGAGAACACAGGCGGAAACGAUCCUCUCUCGUGUCCGACGUCGGCCCCAACUCCGAUGGUAUCGACGAAGAAUGUUCACCUGUCACGCCAACGAACUGGUCCCCGUCGAAAGCCACACUCUGGACCUGGUGUCCACUUUGCGGACACGGGGGUCACUCAAAUUGCCUGUCAACCUGGUUUUCCGACCCCGUGCUCUCUGAAGGCGCAUGUCCCACCGAGGGUUGUCUCUGCGACUGUGUCAACGGGAAGCGACGAGAUGACAAACUCGAAGAAGUGCUGCGCAAAAAAGCAGAAAAGUCCCGCUCAAAACCAGUCCGCAAAGGCGAUGACUGGAAAGUCAACGAAAGCCGAGCCGUAUCCGCCGUCCGCAGCGCCCUCGACAACAACGACGACCAAGCCUCACCGCGCAAAGACGAAGGUAAACGCGUCCGUGUCCUAGCUCCAGAAUCGCAAUUCAGCGCACAGAAGAUUCCGCGAACCUAG
Messenger RNA from Dothidotthia symphoricarpi CBS 119687, 4077 nucleotides. RefSeq lists its product as uncharacterized. Gene Ontology annotation, biological process: positive regulation of TOR signaling. The transcript is spliced from 3 exons. NCBI's taxonomy places the organism in Eukaryota, Fungi, Ascomycota, Dothideomycetes, Pleosporales, Dothidotthiaceae. The coding region runs from base 1 to 4077 and encodes 1358 amino acids. Gene Ontology annotation, molecular function: protein binding. The record is from RefSeq and is a predicted model, not a curated record.